Alternaria atra is the source of this 1215-nucleotide messenger RNA. RefSeq lists its product as uncharacterized. Gene Ontology annotation, molecular function: glucan exo-1,3-beta-glucosidase activity. Bases 1 to 1215 code for a protein of 404 amino acids. The transcript has 2 exons. The record is from RefSeq and is a predicted model, not a curated record. Gene Ontology annotation, biological process: glucan catabolic process. Gene Ontology annotation, cellular component: extracellular region; cell surface. Lineage: Eukaryota; Fungi; Ascomycota; Dothideomycetes; Pleosporales; Pleosporaceae.
AUGGUCGGAUCCUGGACUACUGCGGCGGCCAUUGGCCUGCUUGCUCUCACAAACGCGUCUCCACUACAAAAGCGCGCACCCAUGUUCGACUACAACAACCAAAAGGUUCGCGGUGUAAACACGGGCGGAUGGUUCGUCCUCGAGCCCUGGAUCACACCCAGCAUGUUCGAGGGCAACAGCGCAAAAGACGAGUACACACUCGUUGCAGCUAUUGGCAAGGAUGCCGCACAAUCGAGACUGCGCAACCACUGGAACUCUUGGAUCACCCAAGAUGACUUCAACCAGAUGGCGGCUGCUGGUCUGAACCACGUUCGAAUCCCAAUCGGUUACUGGAGUGUUCUCCCACGUGAUGGCGACCCAUACCUGCCAGGCGCGUACGACAAGCUCGGAGAGGCGCUCGACUGGGCGUCUGGUGCUGGCCUCAAGGUCAUGAUCGAUCUCCACGGCGCACCCGAAUCCCAGAACGGUUUCGACAACUCCGGCAAGUACGGCAGCGUUGGCUGGACUCAAGGUGACUCUGUCGCCUACACCAUCAAAGUCCUCAACAAGAUCCGCGAUGAUCACGCGUCCCAUCCCGCCGUCUCAGCUAUCGAGCUUCUUAACGAGCCUCUGGGCCCCAGCCUUGACAUGAACACGGUCAGACAAUUCUACAUGGAUGGCUGGGGUAACCUCAAGGACUCGAAUGUUGCAGUUACCUUCCACGAUGCAUUCCAGGGUGUAACCUCGUGGGGUAACUGGGGUGCGGGAAUGUGGAACCUUCUUCUCGACACUCACCACUACGAGAUCUUUGACAACUCUGCCGUUGCCAUGAGCAUCGACGACCACGUCAAGACAGCUUGUGAUUUCGGUAACCAGAUGGCAUCCACUGGCAAGUGGACUAUCGCUGGCGAGUGGACUGGUGGCAUCACCGAUUGCGCAAAGUGGUUGAACGGAAAGGACAAGGGUGCGCGUUACGACGGUACCUUGAGCGGCUCAAAGGUCGGUAGCUGUGAUGGCAAGUACACUGGCAGUGUUGCUGGCCUGUCGAGCGACGACAAGUAUAACAUUGGGCGCUUUAUCGAGGCGCAGUUGGAUGCCUACGAGAAGGCUACCGGAUGGAUCUUCUGGACAUGGAAGACUGAGGGCGCACCCGAAUGGGAUAUGCAAGAUUUGCUGGCCAACGGUAUCUUCCCCCAGCCGCUAACCGCGCGAAAGUACCCCGGCCAGUGUGGCUAA